UGUGUGCUUUGAUUCUUGCAUCUGCCGUAGUGGUUUUCCUGUCUCCUCUGCUGCUGGGCAAUCGGCUUCCGCUUUUUCCAGUGUGCGUUUUCUUCUGUCAGCCUCUCCCUCUUUCCAAUUUGCAAUCUAGAACCCACUUUUGAUAGAGCAUUCUGUUCACCUGUUGCCGCAUGAAAAACUACCCCAAAACUUGGUGGCUUAAAAAUGACAACUAUUUUAUGGCAACUCCUAGUUUCUGUAUGUCACGAAUUUGAGGGCUCAUCUAGGUGAUUCUUCUGCUCCAUGUGUCUGAUUGAGUUCAAACAGUGAUACUUAGCUGGUGACUGGACUCAUCUGGAGGGUCCACGAUGGCUUCACUCACAUGGCUGGUGCCAUCGCAGGGUUCCCAGGAGGCUGGGCAUAGCUGGGACUGUCAACCAAUGCCCUACAUGUAGCCUUCCUAAUGAGGUGGUCUCAGGGUAGUUGGACCAUUUUCAUGGGACUGGUUUUCCACGGAAGCCAGGCAGAAGCGAGCACCCCAUGGAAACCAGGUGGAGGCUGCAUGGACUUUUCUGAUCUAGCCCCAGAGUUCACACAGCAUCACUUCUGCUGCAUCGGAUUGGUUACACCAAGUUACAGGCCAGACCACAUUCAAGGGAGGUGAGUUAGACUCCACCUCUUGGUGGCAGAGUGACACGGUCACAUUCUAGAAGACCAUGUGGGAUGGGAGAUACUGUUGUGGUCACCUCUGGAAAACACAAUCUGCUACUCUGAGAAACUGGCCACGCUCAUACAAAUAAACAGAAAGAGCUUCUGAAGGAAGACUUCAAACCUGCUCCUGUGAGUAAAAUAUGCUACAUGCCUUUGUGCCAGGAUCCGAUUGGCUGUCUUUCACCUACUCGGGUCUUCCUGUCCGUGCUUCUUCUGUCUUUGUCAUAUUUUAGGCGGGCAUGUUUUCUGGAUGACUGAUUACUCAAAUAUUUCAGGUGUUUCCCACACUCAGAGUAUAAGGUUGAAAGCAAAAUUUGUUUUAAGGGUGUAUGUCUGUUACCAACCAACCCCUGCUCCAAUGCCAGUAGAGUGUCCAGUUACUGAUUAACUUCAUCCAGCAGGUAGCCCAAGAUAACUAGAAGUCCAGUGCCCAGGAGACCUCAGAAGCCCCGAGUGGCAGCUCUGUCAUUGCUGGCCACAGGGCCUUCGGCAAGAGAGUUGACUGGGCUCAGUGGUUGUCUUCUAUGACUUGAUCCUUUAGAAAUUGAAGCUGUAUCUACGACUGAGGAGGCCUAAGCUCAAAUCCAGAUUGACUUAGAGUUCCAGGGUUUUACACCUGCAAGGUACCUGGGAGGUAUCACCUGCCCAACAUUUGUAUUUUAGAGGUGAAGAAACUGUGACUCAGAGAUUGAGCAAAUGACUUUGUGGUUGCCUAAGAUUACAUAGUUAGUUAAUGGUAAAGUGAAGACAGGAGCCCAAUUCCAACCUCCAGUUCUAUAUGCUUGAAGACUGUGUCACUAAGAUAAAAACCUCACAAUUGCUGGCAGCCUUGGAUAUGUAUGUAUGUGUAUGCAUGUGUAUGUAUGUACUUAGAAUUGCGUUUUUAUAUGCUAAACAUGCAACAUUUCUAUUGUGUAUUUUAUAGAACACUUAUAUGUUCUAUAAUAUGGAUCUAUGCAUUUGGGCUUAUGGAUUCUAUUAGGUAAAAUUGCACACAUUUCUAGUAUAGUAACUGGUGUUAGCUAAGUUACCAGCUACGCUACUGGUGAGUUCUCAGGCUUGGCUGUGGAAGGGUCCCUUAGCAGGAAUUUGGCAGAAUGCAGAUGGCAGAAGUGCUGAUUUCUCAUCACGUCUGCCAGCUGUGUCCUUGAGCAAGCUCCUUACCUCCCUGAAUACCUGGUUCUGCUUCUGUAAAACAUUGAUGAGAGCUACUGCUGGUUGAGCACUUUCCUUUUGCAGCACUGCUGAGCUCGUUACAUAUGAUGUGACAUCCAAUCCUCCUGUAGCGCACACCAGGGUAUGCCCAUUUCACAGAUGAGGAGUCUGAGCCUCACACAGACCACGCGGUGCCGGACCUCAUCCUCCUCUUCCUGUGUCCUCUGGAAAUUGUCAGGAGCAAUGUUCCGCCUGUACGUGUUGGUAAUGGGAGUUUCUGCCUUCACCCUUCAGCCUGUGGCGCACACAGGGGCUGCCAGGAGCUGCCGGUUUCGCGGGAGACAUUACAAGCGGGAGUUCAGGCUGGAAGGGGAGCCUGUGGCCCUGAGGUGCCCCCAGGUGCCCUACUGGCUGUGGGCCUCUGCCAGCCCUCACGUCAACCUGACAUGGCAUAAAAAUGACUCUGCUAGGACGGUCCCAGGAGAAGAAGAGACACGGAUGUGGACCCAGGAUGGUGCUCUGUGGGUUCUGCCAGCCUUGCAGGGGGACUCUGGCACCUACAUCUGCACUACUAGAAAUGCCUCUUACUGUGACAAAAUGUCCAUUGAGCUCAGGGUUUUUGAGGAUACAGAUGCUUCCCUGCCGUUCAUCUCAUACCCGCAAAUUUUAACCUUGUCAGCCUCUGGGGUAUUAGUGUGCCCUGACCUGAGUGAAUUCAUCCGUAACAAAACUGACGUGAAGAUUCAAUGGUACAAGGAUUCUCUUCUUUUGGAUGAAGACAAUGAGAAAUUUCUCAGUGUGAGGGGGACCACUCACUUACUCGUGCACGAUGUGGCCCUGGAAGAUGCGGGCUAUUACCGCUGUGUCCUAACAUUUGCCCACGAAGGCCAGCAAUACAACAUCACUAGGAGUAUCGAGCUACGCAUCAAGAGAAAACAAGAGGAGACCAUUCCUGUGAUUAUUUCCCCCCUCAGGACCAUAUCGGCUUCCCUGGGGUCAAGACUGACAAUCCCGUGUAAAGUGUUUCUGGGAACCGGCACGCCCUCAACCACCAUGCUGUGGUGGACAGCCAAUGACACCCACAUAGAGAGCGCCUACCAGGGAGGCCGCGUGACCGAGGGGCCACGCCAGGAAUAUUCAGAAAAUAAUGAGAACUACAUUGAAGUGCCAUUGAUUUUUGAUCCUGUUACAAGAGAGGAUUUGAACAUGGAUUUUAAAUGUGUUGUCCGUAAUACCCUGGGUUUUCAGACACUACGCACCACAGUCAAAGAAGCCUCCUCCACAUUCUCCUGGGGCAUUGUGCUGGCCCCACUUUCACUGGCCUUCUUGGUUUUGGGGGGAUUAUGGAUGCACAGACGGUGCAAACACGGAACUGGAAAAGCAGAUGGUCUGACUGCGCUACGGCUGCAUCAUGACUUUCAAUCCUAUCCCAAUUAAAAUAAACAGAAUGAAAUAAUUCAAACACAAACUCCAUAUGUCUUCUCCUAUGGGAGUGGCUGUGUCUUUUUGAGGGACUCUGUUCUUUGCCUCAGUUGUCUACCAAAG
This is a messenger RNA of Cebus imitator (Panamanian white-faced capuchin), 3390 nucleotides long. It is a transcript of the gene IL1R2, whose product is annotated as interleukin 1 receptor type 2. Gene Ontology annotation, molecular function: interleukin-1, type II, blocking receptor activity; interleukin-1 binding. The record is from RefSeq and is a predicted model, not a curated record. Lineage: Eukaryota; Metazoa; Chordata; Mammalia; Primates; Cebidae.